AGCGUCACGAGUUUAUGACAAUAUUGGUCAUGGGGACAUGAGAUGAGGAGGAAAACAGAGAGCUAGCUUGAAUUGGUCUUUUGCUAAGUUUUCUUUGUUUUGCAGGUGGACAUUUUCGCUUAGACAAUGGCCAACAUUACGAAGAAAGUGUCUUGGUCCAGCCGGGCUGACGACUCGAACGCGACGGGGGAAGGAACGCCGCUGCUCAACGGUUCGGAGCAGCUCGGGUACUCCAGACAGCAGUCUGGAGGAAGCAUAUCUCAGAUAGGCAGAGUCAGCACGGUGAAUAUGGAUGAAGAAAUUACGUCAGAGGAGGACUCGUUAAAGGGCCGGCCCAAAGAGAUCACGCACAACGAAAAGCUUUUGUCGCUCAAGUACGAGAGCCUGGACUAUGACAACAGUGAGAACCAGCUCUUCCUGGAGGAAGAGCGCAGGAUGAGCUAUCUAGGUUUCCGCUGUCUGGAGAUCAGCCGCUGGGUGGUGUGUGGUCUCAUCGGCUUCCUGACCGGACUCAUCGCCUGCUUCAUCGACAUCAUGGUGGAGCAGCUGGCUGGACUCAAGUACUACGUGGUCAAAGAGAAUAUUGAGAAGUUCACCGCUGGGGGAGGUCUGUCCAUCUCCCUCAUCCUGUGGGCCGUCCUAAACUCUGCCUUCGUUAUGGUGGGAGCCAUCAUAGUGGCCUUCUUCGAGCCUAUAGCCGGUGGAAGUGGCAUACCUCAGAUUAAAUGUUACCUGAACGGGGUCAAGAUUCCUCGGGUGGUCCGUCUGAAGACCCUGUUGGUGAAGGUCGCGGGGGUCAUCUGCUCCGUAGCUGGAGGACUCGCGGUUGGAAAGGAAGGCCCCAUGAUCCACUCGGGGGCUGUGGUGGCAGCGGGGGUCUCCCAGGGCCGCAGUACGUCCUUGAAACGGGACUUCAAGAUCUUUGAGUAUUUUCGAAGGGACACAGAAAAAAGGGAUUUUGUUUCUGCUGGAGCUGCAGCCGGUGUCUCAGCUGCUUUCGGAGCGCCUGUUGGGGGCGUUCUGUUCUCCCUGGAGGAGGCAGCCUCCUACUGGAACCAGAUGCUGACCUGGAGGAUAUUCUUUGCCUCCAUGAUCUCGACCUUCACUCUGAACUUCUUCCUGAGCGUCUACAACAAAAACCCGGGGGAAUUGUCCAAUCCCGGUCUCAUCAACUUCGGGAGCUUCGACAGAAACAGUUCCUCGGAGUAUAACCUCUACGAAAUACCUCUCUUCAUCGGCAUGGGAGCUAUAGGUGGGCUUCUGGGCGCGCUGUUCAACGCUCUGAACUACUGGCUGACCAUCUUCAGGAUCAGGUACAUCCACCGGCCCUGUCUCCAGGUGAUGGAGGCCAUGCUGGUGGCGGCCGUCACGGCCACCGUGUCCUUCAUCAUGAUCUACUUCUCCAACGCCUGCCAGCCACUGGACGUCGUCCAGGGGGAGGACUAUCCCCUGCAGUUAUACUGUGACGACGGUGAAUACAACUCCAUGGCCACCACCGUCUUCAACAGGCCAGAGAAGAGCCUGCAAAACCUCUUCCACAAUCCCCCAGGCUCCUACCACCCGCUGACGCUGGGCAUGUUCACCAUCACCUACUUCUUCCUGGCCUGCUGGACCUACGGGCUGGCGGUGUCGGCGGGGGUCUUCAUCCCCUCGCUGCUCAUCGGGGCGGCGUGGGGCCGGCUGAUCGGCAUCAUGCUGCCCACCCUCUCCUCCACCAACGCCACGGGUCAGAUCUGGGCCGAUCCAGGGAAAUACGCUCUGAUUGGCGCUGCUGCUCAACUCGGGGGCAUCGUGAGAAUGACCCUGAGUCUGACCGUCAUCCUGAUCGAGGCCACGGGCAACGUGACGUACGGCCUGCCCCUCAUGCUGGUGCUCAUGACGGCCAAGAUAGUGGGGGACUACUUUGAGGAGGGUCUGUACGACAUCCACAUCAAGCUGCAGAGUGUUCCCUUUGUGCACUCUGAGGCCCCCCCCACUUCUCAUUGGCUGACGGCCAGAGAGGUGAUGAGUUCCCCGGUCACGUCCUUCAACCGCGUCGAGAGGGUGGGCACGAUCGUCGACCUGCUUAGCAACACCUCCACCAAUCACAACGGCUUCCCCGUUGUCGUGAGCAACGCCAACGGAGAGGAGCCGGCGAAGCUGUGCGGCCUCAUCCUGCGGUCCCAACUCAUCGUCCUCCUCAAGCACAAAGUGUUUGUGGAGCUGGCGCGCUCCAAGCUGACCCGCAGGAAGCUGCAGCUGAAGGACUUCCGGGACGCCUACCCCCGCUUCCCCCCCAUCCAGAGCAUCCACGUGUCCCAGGACGAGAGGGAGUGCAUGAUGGACCUGACGGAGUUCAUGAACCCCACGCCCUACACUGUGCCUCAGGAGACGUCUCUGCCUCGAGUGUAUAAGCUGUUCCGAGCCCUGGGACUGCGCCACCUGGUGGUGGUGGACGAUUCCAACAGGGUGGUUGGACUGGUGACUCGGAAGGAUCUGGCCAGAUACCACCUGGGUAAACAUGGGCUGGAGGAGCUCCAGCUGGCCCAGACAUAGAGCAUGGAGCCGGAAGCUUCUCCCAUGGACUCAGGUCUGCAUCAACAGCACCACCUUCACAGGUUGCCUAGUAACACGUUGCCCCUCAUUCGACUCUAAUAUCUGGGUCACCGAGACUUUGGAAAAAGACUGCACUUUUUUUAAGGCAAAGUACGAAGUUGUAUUUAUUAUUGAAAGAGAAAAAAAGUGUUUUGUAGCUGAGCAACAUGAAUAAAACUAGUCUUGUUUGUUAAUUUGCAACAAAUUUAAUUACAGUUUGUUUUAGUUCAAUUUCGGCUGUCAAGUCUCUGUUGGUAUCGCCCAGACAAUUUGUCAGAAUAGAAAAAGUAAAGUCAAGCUUCCCUUAUAGUUUUUAGUUUUUUAUUGAAAUAGUUUCGGUUAAAAUCCUGAAUUAGCCCCGUUGUGCGGUCCCAUUGUCGUGCCCCCUGGUCCUGAAUCCCUUUCCAGCCUCUGCUUCAGUCAGACCAGCUCCAUAGGAGUCUUCACUUCUUCCUCUUCUUUUCAUCUGGUUUUGCACUGCAUUGGGAGGAGCCUUUAUUUAUUGUAAGUUAUUGGAGGGGUGGGCUGAGCCAGUGGGUCAGUAGUGAUCUCUCCUCAUUACUGACACCCUUUUUAAAGGGGUGCUCCCACAAUUGUACACAUUGAAGCUCCCGUUGGGGUACUAUGCGACCGUAGCCUGAUCGAGGCCACAACCGCCUGCAGUUAAAUACUGUUCUCUCUGCCAGCUGAUAAAGUAGCUGGCAGAUGGGUUAUUGGUGUCUCCUAUUAUGUAAUACAACUAAUAUCAAAGAUUGUAUUGUAGAUUGUAAAAAAAAAGGCGCCCAAAUUAUUUCAAGACUCUUUCCCUCUGCCCAAAUGGAGCCUCGAUGUGUUUAAUCGGGUGAGUGCCUUUUUAGACAGAAGAAGGCUUCAUUCGUCUAAGCUUAAUAAGCUUUAGUUUUCUUUCUAUUGACUGGCAGUGGGAGCAGAAAGGCGAGGGCAGAGCUCAGUGUUUAUUGUCAAACAUAUUUGCUUGACAUAGAAGCUACUGAGUUGCACAGUUGCUAUACAGCAUGGACACCAUCUCCAAUCACGUAUUUGGCUCAAAUGAAUCUCUUGGCGUUGUUCCAUUGGCUCUUUUUGCCGUGUCGGGCCUUUCUGAUUUGCGUUUUCACCACCACUGGAACUUGAACAAUAUUGAAGAUGCUCGAUGUCAUUGUGUGUCGCCUUCCGUCUGAAACAACCCUAAUAUGUGAAUCGCGUCUUAAAACGAAUCAAUCCGAUAUCAUGGUAGACUAUAGAACUAAAAGGGUGGUAAGGUUCGUUAUGGCAAACACAACUCAAGCGUGUCAUCAGUUAAGAACAUAAGGGGCGAGCAUGUCCUACCUUCACACUGGAAGCCCGGUUGUAAUGGAGAAGCUACUUCCAGCCGUGCAGGGCUGCAGUACGUACCAAACUGAUCAUGUAUAGUACGGAUGGAUAAGCGCCACAAGGUGACGGUUUUGACAUCACCUUGAGCCACCAUUUGAGCCAAUCGGUUCACAGCAACCAUUUCUUUCCACAGAGAUGUCAUCAUAGGUCAAACACACCUUUCAAAGUUCAGCCCACUCUGAAUAAUCUGUGUUUUAAUUCAUUUGUUCGACUCCUUGUUGUCACAAAGGUACGGUUUACAUUGAGCUGGUUUAGUCGUUUUGGUCAUUGUUCUACUUGACUACAUUUGAUAAUUUUUCAAUGAAACUUUUCUGUGUUUAAUUUAAGUUGUGAUUUGCAUAAACGAUGCCCCAAUUGCCACAUUGUCCCGUUGUACAGAUAUGUUCAAAGUAUAGACGAUGGUGGAUGGUUUUAUUUUAUGGCUCAAUCAGCAUUUGUUUGUGAACUAAUAAAGUUAUUGGUUGUUAAUAAUUUCCCCCCUGAUUUACUUGUUCACUAACUAUUAAUAAGCGGCUGCAUCUGUAACGAGCAUUAACUCUCUUCAGUUCAGUAAAGGUAGAUGUUGUAUCGGCACAUUUUGUUUUGUGUUUUUAGGUUCAGAAAUGAAUAAAACAGUUUUUUCCAGACAUGAGUGGUUGUUGUUAAGAAAACGGUUUACUGUGGUUUAAAAUAAAUGAAACGAUUCUCUAGUGUUGAAUCUAAUUGAUGGCUACUCUGUUAUAUGCUGUAUGCAGCUGCAAGGGCCUUUCUACCCAUACCAGGGACGAUGGUUAGGUUUCUCUGUGCCUUCCUAAACAAGAAUAAUGUCGUCGAAUGGGCAGAACAUCUGAACAAGGGGAGGAUGAGGGUAUCAGGAGCUUUAUGGAUCAUUCAUUGUGCCAGCGAUGGAAACCAACCACGCCAGAGAAGGAAGUCCUAAAACUCAUCCAUCAGUGACAUUUUGAGGCUGGCUAUCGGUGAAAGCUAGAGGUCCAAGGACCAGUUUAUCUCCUCCUGGAUCACCUUGUCACAACAGAUUUUAAAGACGCAUAGAGAAUAAAACAGCAGCGAGUGCUGUACUCAUCUCAUAAUUAUUUAAUUAAAGUGUAAAAGUGAUUAAUAUUUAUUUUGGAAUUCUAAAGUACUGUGUGACGAGGGGUAUUCCAAGCUUACCUGUUAGCGACAUUUAUUAACCCUAAUCAAUCGAUAUCAGUCAGGCUCUUACCGGUCAUUCGUGAUAUCUGAGCUGCUCUGCUCACAGGUUGAGCUGCUACUAAAGGGACACGAGAGUGCCAUCUCGUAGCCUACAUUCUACAGUCGUUAGUCCGUGGCGGACUCAGACUGUUUGAAGGGCAGGGGCGAAUAAAUGAAAAAGGGCCCAUUCUGCACAACGUGGGGCGCAAACAGCGGGCGAAAAGCUAGGGCACUUUCUCUUGCAUUCGCCACUCUAGGGUAGAUGGCGCUUUUUCAACCAUGGGGGCACUGUAAGGGCAUCAAGAGGGCA
Messenger RNA from Gadus chalcogrammus (walleye pollock), 5428 nucleotides. It is a transcript of the gene clcn7, whose product is annotated as chloride channel 7. Bases 127 to 2535 code for a protein of 802 amino acids. The record is from RefSeq and is a predicted model, not a curated record. The transcript has 25 exons. Gene Ontology annotation, molecular function: voltage-gated chloride channel activity. Gene Ontology annotation, biological process: chloride transport; transmembrane transport. NCBI's taxonomy places the organism in Eukaryota, Metazoa, Chordata, Actinopteri, Gadiformes, Gadidae. Gene Ontology annotation, cellular component: lysosomal membrane; intracellular membrane-bounded organelle.